AUGGCUAAACAGAGCCUAUGUGUGUGCUUCGCGGUAAUUGUCAUCUCCGCCAUUCUGGUUUCAGAGGCUGGGGCAUUUACUGAUCCGCGUGAUGUCACUGCUCUUCAAGAUCUUUACAGAGCCCUUAACCACCCACCACAGCUGAAGGGAUGGAGAUCGGACGGCGGGGAUCCUUGUGGUGAAUCAUGGCGUGGAGUGUCAUGUUCUGGGUCAUCUGUAAUAUACCUUAAACUUCAUGGUCUGAGUCUCUCAGGGUAUCUUACUGGCGAGCUCUAUAACUUCUUCAAUCUGAAACAAUUGGACGUUAGUUCGAAUAACAUUGUGGGUGAAAUUCCAUAUGUCUUACCCCCUAAUGCUACUCAGAUGAAUCUAAGCCACAAUUUGUUAUCUGGACCUAUUGGCAAUGUAUUUACCGGCCUACAGAAUUUAAGAGAACUGGAUUUGUCAUAUAAUAACUUCACUGGAGAUCUACCAAGUUCAUUUGGAUCCUUGACAAAUCUCACUGGAUUUGCUUUCAUGCUUGGGAUAGUCUAUUUCUACAAUUACGUGUCAUUGAUUCACAUAUCCAUUGGGUGCAUCUGCAGGUACUUGCAGAAUAACAAAUUUACUGGAUCAGUUACUUAUCUAGCUGAGCUUCCGCUAACUGAUAUGAACAUUCAAGAUAAUUAUUUCAGCGGCAUCAUUCCAAAUCAUUUUCAGUCCAUACCAAAUUUAUGGUUUGGGGGAAAUAAUUUUCAUGUAGGGGAUAACUCUCCACCCUGGGACUUCCCUCUGCAAACCCAGGCAACUGCCAUUGAACAGAACAUCCCUGCCCCUCCAGCAACUCAGUCAAGUGCCAUUGCGAAGAACCCCUCUAAGAAAUUAGGUGGACACAAGAAGAAAAGGAUUGGCCCUGGAGGAAUAGCGUUUUCGGUUGGUGGAGGAACUCUAGUGGCAUCAUGUGUGGCCCUUUACAUUGCAGUUCGCAUCAAUCAAUCGCGUGCACGGAGGCUUAUAACCUUGGGGAGCAGUAAUAGCUCAAUGCAUUCUCUCUCAGUCAGAAAUACUGCCAGAGCAGAAGAAAGCCCACAAAUAUUGGCAUUCAGGUCACCCAUUCUACCUCCUAGGCGACUACCUCUUGCUUACAGAAUGCAGAAAAAUCCUAGAAGAAAAAGUUUCUCUGAUAAGUACAGAUUCCCAAUGAGAGCAAAGCAGUACACUGUGGCAGAGCUUCAAUUAGCUACAAACAGCUUCUGUCAAGAAAACUUUCUGGGUGAAGGAUCUCUUGGUUCGGUUUACAAGGCCUUGUUUCCUAACGGCCAAAUUUUGGCUGUGAAGAACAUCAACAUGGCAGGAUUGUCUUUCAAUGAAGAAGAACAAUUCUUGUAUGUCAUUUGGACUGCUUCUCGUUUGACUCACCCAAACAUAGUACCACUGGUUGGCUAUUGUGUAGAGCAUGGACAGCAUCUUGUUGUGUAUGAGUAUGUUAGAAAUUUAUCCCUUCAUGAUGCUCUGCACAGUGAUGAAUACAAGCCUUUGUCAUGGGGCCUUCGUCUCCGGAUUGCUCUUGAUGUUGCACAAGCUUUAGACUAUUUGCACUCCACAUUCACACCACCAGUUGCUCAUAGCAACUUGAAGAGUGCCAAUAUCUUUCUUGAUGAUGAACUUGCUCCUCAAAUCUGUGACUGUGGGCUUGCAAUUUUGAGGCCACUUACAAGCAGUAGGCUUAAGCUAAAGGCUUCAGAAAAUGCUAUCGGUGACACUGGCUACAUUGCACCUGAGCAUGGCCAACCAGGCAUUGAUAGCACAAAGUGUGACAUCUAUGCCUAUGGAGUGUUGCUUUUGGAGCUACUAACAGGAAGGAAACCUUUCGAUAAUUCAAGACCAAGGGAGGAGCAAUCACUGGUGAAAUGGGCUUCAUUCCGGCUUCAUGACAGUGAGAGUCUGGCUGAGAUGAUUGAUCCCGGCAUUAUAAGGACAUUUUCCUCCAAGGCUAUCUCCCAGUUUGCUGACAUUGUCUCCCUCUGUAUACAGCCCGUGAAGGAAUUCCGACCGCCAAUGUCUGAGGUUGUGGGAUCUCUAUCAAGACUAAUCCAGAAACUGAAUUACAUGGGGAAAGGUAAAGGAGUAGAUGGUUAUGGUGUUCAAGUUGACCCUUUCGAGAGAUCUUUCCGUUCAACCAACAGCCAGUUCAUGGGCUCACCUUCAAUGAGCUAUUUGUCCAUUUGA
Messenger RNA from Prunus armeniaca (apricot), 2208 nucleotides. The record is from the annotation of a GenBank genome assembly. NCBI's taxonomy places the organism in Eukaryota, Viridiplantae, Streptophyta, Magnoliopsida, Rosales, Rosaceae.